UGGCGUCACGCAGGAGGAGGGAUGACUUUAAAUAUGGAAAAAGAGACACGCUGCGCUCACAGAGUCUCUCCAGACGCUUCCAGACAAAACGAGACUUUUUCUUCAAGAUGUCACCUGGACACGACCUGAACCAGUCCGGCACGAUAUGAAGAGUGUGUGUUCCGAGUUUAAUUUGUUUAGUAGAGUCGAAGAUACCAUUCCGACGAGAUAGCUCCGAGCCUUUUGUCUUGUUUUUGUUUUGUAUCCACUUGAAAAGCGCAACAGCUAGAGUAGUUUUUCAAACACCGACUACAAGAGAAACUUGAACGACUGCUGGACGCCAGACUGAUCAUCUUUAAAGGCGAAGUUUGCCACCAUGACGUCCGAAAAGAAAAUGGAGGAUGAGGCGGUGCUGGACAGAGGAGCGUCCUUCGUCAAACACGUCUGUGAUGAAGAGGAAGUGGAAGGUCACCACACUGUGUACAUUGGCGUGCACGUUCCCAAGAGCUACCAAAGGAGGAGACGCCACAGACGCAAGUCUAGCCACAAGGAGAAGCGGGAACGGCCCGACCACAGCACCGAAGGAUUCAAGUCAGAUGGGGACAAUGCAGACGAAUCGCCUGCAAAUAUCCUCAAACCUCUCAUUUCUCCAGCUGAGAGGAUCAGGUUUAUCCUGGGAGAGGAGGACGAUGGUCCCCCACCUCCUCAGCUCUUCACGGAGCUGGAUGAACUCCUGGCUGUGGACGGACAGGAGAUGGAGUGGAAGGAGACAGCCAGAUGGAUCAAGUUCGAGGAGAAGGUGGAGAAAGGCGGUGAGCGCUGGAGUAAGCCUCAUGUGGCCACGCUGUCCUUACACAGCUUGAUGGAGCUCAAAACGUGCAUAGAGAAGGGCACUAUCAUGCUGGAUCUGGAGGCAACCACGCUGCCGCAGGUUGUCGAGGUGAUCACCGACAGCCAGAUUGAGGCCGGUCAGCUGAAGCCGGACCUGAAGGAGAAGGUCAUGUACACGCUGCUACGAAAGCAUCGCCACCAGACCAAGAAGUCCAACUUGCGCUCCCUUGCUGACAUUGGAAAGAGCGUUUCCAGUGCAAGUAGGCUUUUUACCAACCAGGAGAAUGCACGCAACCCCCUUGAGCACCCUGUGCCUUGUUUAAACCCACAAGACCCAGAGGAACCAUGUGAGGUCAUGAGGAGCUCCAGCAUGGGAUACCUCUGUAGCCCGACGACUGCCCACAGAAACCUCACCUCCAACAGCCUGAGCGACUUCUCUGACAAACCAGAGAAGGAUCAGCUGAAGAACAAGUUCAUGAAGAAGUUGCCUCGUGAUGCAGAGGCAUCAAACGUGCUGGUUGGAGAGGUGGACUUCCUGGAGACUCCGUUUGUGGCGUUUGUUCGUCUGCAGCAGGCCGUCAUGCUGGGGGCUUUAACCGAGGUCCCCGUGCCCACAAGAUUUCUCUUCGUGCUGCUGGGCCCCAAAGGAAAAGCAAAGUCCUAUCAUGAAAUUGGAAGAGCCAUUGCCACCCUGAUGUCAGACGAGGUGUUCCAUGAUAUUGCCUAUAAAGCGAAGGACAGGCAGGACCUGCUGGCUGGUAUCGAGGAGUUCCUGGAUGAGGUCAUCGUUCUGCCCCCCGGAGAGUGGGACCCUGACAUCAGGAUAGAGCCACCCAAGUCUCUGCCCUCCUCAGACAAGAGGAAGAACAUGUAUGCUGGAUUAGAGGCGCCUCAGAUGAAUGGCGACACUCCUCAUGAUGCGGGACCCGGAGGGGGAGGAGGACAUGAGGUCGGAGAGGAGCUUCAGCGCACAAAAAAGUUUUGUGGAGGUCUUGUCUUGGAUAUCAAGCGGAAGUUGCCGUUUUUUGCCAGUGACUUUUAUGAUGCAAUUCAUAUCCAGUCGCUGUCGGCCAUCUUGUUCAUCUAUCUGGGCACGGUCACCAAUGCAAUCACAUUUGGAGGCUUACUUGGUGAUGCUACAGAGAACAUGCAGGGAGUGUUGGAAAGUUUCCUGGGUACGGCACUGACAGGAGCAGUGUUCUGCAUGCUGUCCGGUCAGCCCCUGACGAUCCUCAGCAGCACAGGCCCCGUGCUCGUCUUUGAAAGGCUCCUCUUCACAUUCAGCAAAGACAACGGGUUGGACUACCUUGAGUUCCGGCUGUGGAUCGGCCUGUGGUCGGGUGUAUUCUGUCUGCUGCUGGUCGCCACAGACGCCAGCUUCCUGGUGCAGUACUUCACACGUUUCACCGAGGAAGGCUUCUCUGCGCUCAUCAGCUUCAUCUUCAUCUACGACGCUUUCAAAAAGAUGAUAAAGCUGGCCCACCACAACCCCAUAAACUCCAACUUCGAUCACAACUUCGUCACCCAAUAUGCCUGCAUCUGCAUGCCUGGUAACUCGUCGGACCUCCUUGAUAUCUCUGCAACAAACAGUACCGAUCUGCCAGCAAACGCCACCUGGGCGUCCCUGACCAUGGAGCAGUGUGUGAAGUACAAAGGGCAGCUGGUCGGAGAGUCCUGUGGCUUUGUGCCUGACAUCACCCUGAUGUCGCUCAUCUUGUUCUUCGGGACCUACACCUGCUCCAUGGGUCUGAAGAAGUUCAAGACGAGCCGCUUCUUCCCCACCACAGUGAGGAAGCUCAUCAGUGACUUUGCGAUCAUCUUGACCAUUCUUCUCUUCUGUGGCGUGGAUGCCUUUGUUGGUGUGGACACUCCAAAGCUCAUAGUGCCAAGUGAAUUCAAGCCCACGAAUCCACUAAGGGGCUGGUUUAUUCCCCCUUUUGGAGGGAACCCCUGGUGGGUGUACCUGGCAGCCACACUCCCUGCUCUGCUGGUCACCAUUCUGAUAUUUAUGGACCAGCAAAUUACUGCUGUGAUUGUCAACAGGAAAGAGCACAAACUCAAGAAAGGAGCAGGCUACCACUUGGAUCUGUUCUGGGUGGCCGUAUUGAUGAUCGUCUGCUCUUUCAUGGGCCUGCCAUGGUACGUGGCUGCCACUGUCAUCUCCAUCGCCCACAUCGACUCUCUGAAGAUGGAGACGCAGACGUCGGCCCCCGGGGAGCAGCCCAAGUUCCUGGGUGUCAGGGAGCAAAGAGUCACCGGUACCUUUGUGUUCCUCCUGACGGGACUCUCUGUCUUCAUGGCUCCUAUCCUCAAGUUCAUCCCCAUGCCUGUGCUCUACGGUGUGUUCCUCUACAUGGGUGUGGCGUCUCUCAAUGGUGUCCAGUUCAUGGACCGCCUCCAGCUGCUCCUGAUGCCAGCAAAGCACCAGCCGGACCUGAUCUACCUGCGCCACGUCCCCCAGAGACGCAUCCACCUCUUCACCUUCAUCCAGGCCCUGUGCUUGGCCCUCCUCUGGAUCCUCAAGUCCACCGUGGCUGCCAUCAUCUUCCCUGUCAUGAUCUUGGCUUUGGUUGCCGUUCGAAAGGCGAUGGACUACGUGUUCUCACAGCAUGACCUCAGCUACCUGGACGACGUCAUCCCAGAGAAAGACAAGAAGAAGAAAGAGGAUGAGAAGAAAAAGAAGAACAAGAAGAAGGGAAGCAUAGACAGUGAAAUUGAAUUUUCUGACUACCCCUACAAUGACAAUGUGCCCAGUAUAAAAAUCUCUAUGGAUAUGAUGGAGCAGGAGCCCAUGUUGGGCGAUAAAUCUGUGGAUAGAGAUCAAUCCAAGACUUUCCUUGACCCGCAUUCGGCGUGCUGAGCACUACUUUGAUUCCUCUACAGUGGCCGAGUGAUCUUGACAGAGGUUCAUACACGAAAGGUUCGCCUCAGAUUCGAAUAGACAGGGACACUGGAGAUAACGCUUUCUUCUGGAGGAAAGGCUCCGAAACAGAUCUGUGAAUGAAUUAUCCAAAGAUGCAGAAAAACCAGCACAUGGCAAAACAUCCUCUUUUUUUGUACUGUAGUAGUGAUUUGAAACAGUAUUUUAAAAAAUAUUCCCUGCUUGAGGAUUUAAAUCAGAAUGGGUGAAAGUAUUUGUUGUAAGAUUGAAACACUUUGGUGGUACUGAAUUUUAAUGAUGGCUGACACCGGAUACGUUUUAAGCAUUCUUCAUCUGCAGGAGUUCUUGCAGGAAAAACAAAAGGGCUACUCGUCAAGGUCAUCUGUGUGCAGUUUUUAUGAGACAUUAAUUUCUUAUGAAUGUGUAUGCUAAUAAUUUAUAAUAAGUGGCCAGCUAAAGAUGUUUUAGUAAAAAAAUGCCCAGGAUGCAUUUUGGAGAAUGCAGAUGGCUUCAAAGCAUCCACACCAUUUUUUUCUCUCCAAAAAACAUAACCAGCCUCUCAUCAAAGAAUUCGUUUUUUUAUUUUUUUUUAUGUUCCUUGUGAAGUUAAGUCAUAACUACUGGAAUUUCAACAUUAAAACACAGCGGAGGUACUGCAUUUGGAGCCAUUCAAGAGCCUGCACAUGAGAAAUCCUCUAUUUAUAUCGAACAAAAGGGCUACAAAAAGUAAUCUGUGCACAGUAAUGAGCAGACAUUAUUUUGUAUUUAUGGGCAUAUCAAUUAUUUAUCAAGCGUCUGUCUAGGGCUGCGUGUACUCAAAACACAUCCAGAAGAUCAUAUAAGAAGACCAUGUUUAUUUCAGUAUGGUAAGAAGUAAAUGGCUGAACACCAUGCAGACUGGAAGUUUUGUUUUUAUGUCAAAUGUUCUUUUUUUCCUCGUCCUAUAUUUAUUAUAUUUAAACUCUCGGCAAAUUAAUUUGUUGUUUGAACCUGAAGUAUGGCUUUACCAUUUGACUUCCCCAUUUGUGCAAAUUUGAAGAUAUUCUUUCUGUGGUCUGUAUCCACUCAGCUGUCUUUUCCCUGUUAUAGGGAGAUAUAGAUGUAUUAUACCUGUAUGUAGCUCUACCUCUUAUAUUUCUGUAGGUGCCAGGCAUAUUAUAAAACUUUUGUUGUACAAUUAUUUGUGAUCAAACACUGAUUUAUUUUUUCAACUGGCACUGCAUAGGAUCUCUGAAUCUUCACUUGGAGUUCCUUUUUGCUCUGUGACACUUAAGAUAUUGUAUUUUUGUUUUAUUUGUUAAUAUGAAAUGUGUAUGAUUUUGCAGUGUUUUUAAAGGGCGAUUCCACCAAAAUGUUUUUUUUUUUAGGUUUUUCAUCCCAAAAGCAAAAAUAACAUUAAGAUUCACAUCCUGAAGUUAGGGGGGGAAUAACGUUCUCACAUGCUCGACUGUGAACCCUAAAAGCCUAUUUGAGUUGAAUUUUCCUUUUUAAGAAUGUGUUCAUAUUUAAAACGCUGUUGAUGUGAGACAUUUUCAAUCUUUUAAGUAAUUCUUUUUCUUUUUUAAAUUAUGUUGUGUGUGUUUUUUUUUUUUUUUUAAAUGCAAAUCAACAAACAAUCACUGUGAGGCAAUGCGAUGUUGUGACUUCCAGUCUUGGAAGAACUACUGCUCUAUAGUGUGCAGGGUAAAAUGUGUUUGUGCAACAGCUUCAGUUUAAAAUUGACAUUUUGCUGAGACACUAUCUUCAUUGUAUCAUCAUCUAAAAUCCAUUAAGUGACAGUUUGAGUCUUACCUUUUCCUGUUUUAUUCAAAUGACUUACUAAUUAUUCUGUUUCUGUUGAAAUUCAGUUGAUUUUUGGAUAUUUAUGCAUAUCUGAAUGUAACACAUCUCAAUGAUUUGAAAUGCAUAUAUUCCUCGAAGAAAGGGACACACACAAUCAGUGCUGUUUCUCAUCUGAUUUGUAGUGCAAGUAAUUAACGCUUCCACAAUCGCUUCAAUAUGCCGUCAAGAUGUGAAGCACAAGACUUUUUAGUCACUUUGAACCAAAAAUCAGAAAAACACAUUGUCUUCCUCUGUGAUCUGUAUAUCUUGACUGUUUGACUUUCUGGUUCUGAUUCCACAAUCAAUGUAAUAUUUUUGAAGCCUGAAACCAAUUUUAUACAAGCAUCUUAUGUGCUCGAUAACCAUAGGUUACUCAGAAGGAAGCAGAUGUCUGUUUUUUAUGGAAUAGUGUUUCAAAUGAGGGCAAUAAAACAAUCCAAAUGAUUCUUAAA
Centropristis striata (black sea bass) is the source of this 5964-nucleotide messenger RNA. RefSeq names its product electrogenic sodium bicarbonate cotransporter 1-like. The record is from RefSeq and is a predicted model, not a curated record. Gene Ontology annotation, molecular function: monoatomic anion transmembrane transporter activity; solute:inorganic anion antiporter activity; sodium:bicarbonate symporter activity. The transcript has 27 exons. Gene Ontology annotation, cellular component: basolateral plasma membrane; plasma membrane. NCBI's taxonomy places the organism in Eukaryota, Metazoa, Chordata, Actinopteri, Perciformes, Serranidae. Bases 356 to 3670 code for a protein of 1104 amino acids. Gene Ontology annotation, biological process: regulation of intracellular pH; bicarbonate transport; transmembrane transport.